Molecule: messenger RNA, 3806 nt
Organism: Macadamia integrifolia
Lineage: Eukaryota; Viridiplantae; Streptophyta; Magnoliopsida; Proteales; Proteaceae
Product: 5'-3' exoribonuclease 3-like
Exons: 23
Coding region: 229-3480 (1083 amino acids)
Biological process (GO): nuclear-transcribed mRNA catabolic process
Cellular component (GO): nucleus
Molecular function (GO): 5'-3' RNA exonuclease activity; zinc ion binding; RNA binding
Source: RefSeq, a predicted model, not a curated record
AACCUAUAUAACCCAGAACAAGCAAAGUGGGAAUGCUUUUCCUCCUCCGUGUCGAAGAGGAGUAACUUUGAAAUUCCUUUGGAAUAUUCCGAACUCUCUUUACGUUCCUAAGCUUCUUCUCCUUCCCUCUCCAAUACCUGUCUCCUUGAAUCUAAUAAGAGUGUUAGGAAUUUUAGGUCAUCUUCUAAGGAGCAUCAAGAGUUGAAGCCUGAGGUCGAACGGUAGAUCAUGGGAGUUCCGGCGUUCUAUAGAUGGUUGGCGGAAAAAUAUCCAAUGGUGGUGGUAGACGUUGUGGAAGAACAACCAGUCGAGAUGGAAGGCAUUUCUAUUCCUGUCGACACCAGUAAGCCUAACCCUAACAACAUCGAAUUUGACAAUCUCUAUCUCGACAUGAACGGGAUCAUUCAUCCCUGUUUUCAUCCCGAGGACCGCCCUUCUCCAACCACUUUUGAGGAGGUAUUCCAGUGCAUAUUUGAUUACAUUGAUAGACUCUUUGUGAUGGUGCGACCACGGAAGCUUCUGUACAUGGCUAUUGAUGGUGUAGCUCCAAGGGCUAAAAUGAAUCAGCAACGUUCUAGGCGUUUCGGAGCUGCCAAAGAUGCAGCAGAAGUGGCAGCAGAAGAAGAGCGGUUACGGCAAGACUUUGAGAAGGAGGGCAGAAAGCUACCUCCAAAACAGGAGUCACAAGUUUUUGAUUCCAAUGUUAUCACUCCUGGGACUGAAUUCAUGGCUGUUUUGUCGAUUGCACUGCAGUAUUACAUUCAUCUCAGACUAAACAAUGACCCUGGAUGGAGAGACAUUAAGGUUCUCCUUUCGGAUGCAAAUGUUCCUGGUGAAGGGGAACACAAAAUUAUGUCGUACAUCCGCCUUCAGAGAAAUCUUCCUGGUUAUGAUCCAAAUACACGCCACUGCCUAUAUGGUUUGGAUGCAGAUUUGAUAAUGUUGGCUCUGGCUACGCAUGAAGUGCACUUUUCAAUAUUGAGAGAGGUUGUUUUCACCCCUGGACAACAAGACAAAUGCUUUCUAUGUGGCCAAAUGGGCCAUUUAGCGGCUGAUUGUGAAGGAAAAGCAAAGAGAAAGUCGGGAGAGUUUGAUGAGAAAGGUGAAGGGGCUACAGUGGCCAAAAAGCCUUACCAGUUUCUCAACAUUUGGACUCUUCGAGAAUACUUGGAAUAUGAAAUGCGGAUAACCAACCCUCCAUUUGAGAUUGAUUUUGAAUGCCUUGUGGAUGAUUUUAUAUUCCUAUGUUUCUUUGUCGGCAAUGAUUUUCUGCCACAUAUGCCCACACUGGAGAUUCGUGAGGGUGCAAUCAACUUACUAAUCGCUGUGUACAAAAAGGAGUUUGGGGCAAUGGGUGGCUAUUUGACCGAAUCAAACAAGCCAAAUUUGAGCAGGGUAGAGCAUUUCAUUCAAGCAGUGGGAUCCUAUGAAGAUAAAAUAUUCCAGAAAAGAGCUCGCUUACAUCAGCGGCAGGAAGAAAGAAUUAAGCGAGAAAAGGCACAAGCAAAGAGAGGAGAUGACGCUGAACCUCAAUGUGGAACUGAUUCUGCAGUUCCAGUUGCCCGUUAUCAUGGUUCUCGUCUUGCUUCUGCUCCUGUACCUUCACCAUAUCAACAAACAGGAUCCAGUUACAGUGCAGGGAAUUCCAUAUCUAUAAGAAAUGAAAACCAACUUGGUCAAGCUACCAUGGUUCUGUCAGCACUCAAUAUUAAGGGCAAGAAAUCUGCAGCACCUGAUAGAAAAGAAGUUAAUUUUCAAGCCCGAAAAGUUGCACGCUUGUCUUCAGGGUCAUCCAUUGGUGCUGCCAUUGUUGAGGCUGAAAAUAGUCUUAACGGAGAAGUAGAAGUAUGUGAAAACAAGGAGGAAUUGAAAAUGAAGCUUAAGGAGUUGCUGCGUGAGAAGGCUGACCUCUUUAACUCUGAUAAUCCUGAAGAAGACAAGGUCAAAUUGGGAGAGCCGGGGUGGAAAGAUAGGUAUUAUGAAGAAAAGUUUUCUGCAAAAUCCCCCGAUGAACUUGAAGCAAUACGGAAGGAUGUUGUCCUAAAAUACACAGAAGGCUUGUGUUGGGUCAUGCACUAUUAUUAUGAAGGGGUUUGCUCGUGGCAGUGGUUCUAUCCUUAUCAUUAUGCACCCUUUGCUUCUGAUCUCAAGGAUCUUGGUCAGAUGAACAUAAGCUUUGAAUUAGGUGCUCCCUUCAAACCAUUCAAUCAGCUGAUGGGGGUUUUUCCAGCUGCAAGUGCUCAUGCGCUUCCCAAGCAUUAUCAAAGAUUGAUGACUGAUCCAAAUUCUCCGAUUAUUGCUUUUUAUCCAACUGAUUUUGAAGUUGAUAUGAAUGGCAAGCGGUAUGCUUGGCAGGGUAUCACAAAAUUACCUUUCAUUGAUGAAGGACUCCUUGUUGCUGAGAUUAAAAAAGUUGAACAUACAUUGACGGAGGAGGAAGUUCGGAGGAACAGUGUGCUGUUUGACAUGCUUUUUGUGGCAUGUUCUCAUCCUCUCUCUCCAUAUAUAUUUUCUCUUGAUGACCGUUGUAAACAGCUGUCAAACAAGGAGCGGAUUGAAGUCAAAGAAAGACUUGAUCCUAGUGUGAGGACUACAUGCAGUGGUGGGAUGAAUGGGUACCUAUCACUUUGUAGUGGAGAUCCUUACCAUCCCAUCUUCAGGUCUCCUGUUGCUGGAAUGGAAGACAUUAUGAACAAUCAAGUAAUAUGUGCCAUAUACAGACUUCCGGAUGCACAUAAGCAUAUCACUCGACCACCGGCUGGUGUUGUAUUCCCCAAAAAGACUGUUAAUCUUGGGGAUCUCAAGCCACCACCUGUAUUGUGGCAUGAAGAUACAGGGAGAAAACCAUUUGACAAUGGCAGGCGAAACCCUCCUGGAUCCAUUUCAGGUCGACAGCUUGGGGAUGCAGCACAUAGGCUUGUUGUUAACAGCUUACAGGUAAAGAGGUACACUAAUGGGGGUGACCAGAUACAUGCCCAAUCGCCAUCUUAUGCUGCGGAUAUGUAUGGUGCUCCCCCAUCCACCUAUGCAAAUGGUGGUAGAUACCACAAUCUUGAACAUCAGAGAGGUGGAUAUCACAAUCUUGAACAUCAGAGAGGUGGAUACCACAAUCCUGAACAUCAGAGAACAGUACGACCUGGGGUUAAUUAUCCCACUCACAGUAGUAUGUAUACACAUACAACCAGCUUUAAGAAUCACUCAGACCAUGGUUAUGGGCAACCGUAUGCUCCAUCAGCUGCCCCCAAUCCAUCUCAUGAAAGAUCAUUUCAUCAUCCACAGCAUGUGAGAAGUAACCAACAAGCUUCCCAUAUUAGAGUGCAUCCCAUGCAAAACCAUCCUAGAUAUGUAGCACAAAUACAUGUUGCAACUGGAGCUAAUAGUUUUCCAGAUGGUGGAUACAAUGGUCACAUGGGUUACCAAGCAUCUGGAUAUGGUAAUAACCACCGUCAACAGUGGGUGUGGGUACCAAAAUCAGGUUAAAGGUUGGUUGGUUAUGCUCAUCAAUUAGAGAACAGCUACUCUGUAUUAGACAGAGGAGCAAGUAGAAGGCCACCACCACCUCCAGGAUAUGGCUGUCACUAGCCUUUAUUCAUGUUAGUUGGCAUGUCUGGUAGCCUUCACAAUAGAAAUGUACAAUAGUGAUUUUAAGGUUUUAGUUCUUCCUGUUUCUUCCUGAAGGCUUAAUUAAGGUGUCAUUUUAUGUUGUAACAUCAUAGGCUUAAUUUAGGUGUUUCGUUGUAACCUCAUAUUUAAUGGCAUUGCUCAAAAUGGCUGUAAUAAAAAGAGACAAAAGUUCAAUUUUUCCA